CCAUGAAAAGCACAAAAAUGCUCCGCCGGAAGAAACGGACCUCGCUGUUCGGAAACCCAAAGUCGUUGGCGAGGCGCGGUACAGGCGCCAGUUAUUGGAUAAACUCGAUGGCUAGGGCUGCCAUUCUUAAACCUCCCAACUGCUCUUUCGAAAACUCGUCAUUAGCUUGCGUUGUUGUAGUCUCCGCGGCAAGCGGAUGGCGGAGCGAGAGUGUGGGCGAGGAAUUAGGAGGACAUAAAGCUGGGAGGAGGAUGGUGUUCCGGUGUGGAAUGGAGGAAGACCGGAGCAAGAAGCCUGGUUUUCAUUUGAUUCCACCUGCAAAAAUUGAGUUCAUCUGAGAUCCAGGCUCAAUUUGGGGAGAAGCUGUCAGAAUGCGAAUAUAUGAAGACUCAAAUGCUUUUAUUCGUAAUGCCAAAAGUAAUCUUAGGCACGUUGUCAAUGAUGCUUCUAAACCAUUGGAAACUUCAAUAUCUAAUGAAGCUUCAGGAGACCACCCUGACCCUAAGGCUUAUCUUAGAACCAUGGAGUCAGAAUAUGAAAGAAAUGAAGGCGGUGCGACCUCUAUGGUCUGCAUCACUCAGGAUUCAAAUGUUUCAAAGGAUCCUGAAGUACCUCAUAUAGAAAAUAUUCAUUUGGAUGCUGAUGCAACACAGAUACAGUUGACUUCAAAAGCUGUGAAUAUUGCUAGGUCCAAGUACACUGUUCCUCGACCCUUUAAUCUUGCAGCCGGCAAGUGUGCUUCAGGUGCCUGCAAAUUUACUGCUGCCACUAUAUCUAAUAAUGAAAAAAAACAUACAAUUAUGAACAGCAUUGGGUUGCCAAACCUGGUAAAGAAGAAUCAGGCUAGCUUACAUCUUGAAUCAAGGAAACCUCUUCAACCUCAGAAUAGAAAACGCAUUGUUGAAGAGGAUGUCUGCUCUGUCAUUUCUUUAAGUGCAGCUUCUGUGAAGACUUUUAGAAGUAGGAGCACUGUUGCAUGCUCUCCCACUUUCAGAGUCAGUGAGCGUGCUGAGAAAUGGAAAGAGUUUUAUUCCAAGUUAGAAAAGAAACAACAAGCUGCUGAAGCUGAGAGGAUUCAGUAUGAAGCCAGAAAAAAGGAAGAAGAAGAGGCAACUCUAAAAGAACUAAGGAAAAGCAUGAAUUUCAAAGCUAUUCCUAUGCCUAGCUUCUACCAUAAGGGACCUCCUCCGAAGAUUGAACUAAAAAAGAUACCCGUAACUCGUGCGAAGUCGCCAAAGUUUAGCCGACGAAGGAGCCGCGGCGAAGCAUGCAAUCCUUCAUUCGCUAACAGCAAAAUCCACGUCUUCGACGGCCCCAAGGACGCAAAAAAAUCACGACAAAACAUCAAGAUUGGAACUCCAUCAUCCAAAUUCGAAGAAAAAAAUAAUCAAAAUGCGACCGAGCAGACAACUCCAGAAACCACCAUGCAAUCCUAACCUUCGUGAUCUCAUGUUUCAUUUGUUUUUGUUCCUCUACCACAAUGUUCUUAUGGAUAUUUGUUUAAGAUGUUCUGUAUGCUUUGCAAAUCUGGAAGAACCACUUUGUUCUUCUCUUUUUGAAAAUUGUUUUUAAUGCUUUAUAUUUUAUUUAUUUUUUGUUAAUAUCAAUCAAGGUGUUUUUCAGUAGAAGAUAUGGAUUCUGGUCUUAUGUUAAAGGGAUGAAGAGAAUGUGAGCAAGUUGAGUGAAUGGGGACA
Messenger RNA from Phalaenopsis equestris, 1694 nucleotides. Its product is annotated as protein WVD2-like 1. The coding region runs from base 372 to 1436 and encodes 354 amino acids. The record is from RefSeq and is a predicted model, not a curated record. Gene Ontology annotation, biological process: microtubule cytoskeleton organization. Lineage: Eukaryota; Viridiplantae; Streptophyta; Magnoliopsida; Asparagales; Orchidaceae. The transcript has 7 exons. Gene Ontology annotation, molecular function: microtubule binding.